Molecule: messenger RNA, 6573 nt
Organism: Closterium sp. Yama58-4
Lineage: Eukaryota; Viridiplantae; Streptophyta; Zygnematophyceae; Desmidiales; Closteriaceae
Source: the annotation of a GenBank genome assembly
AUGGAGGGGGGGAUGCCGGAGUCCACGGGGGGAUGCGACUGGCGGGCGCUGUUGGAGGCGGCGUGCGCCGAUGAUAGGCGCGGCGGGGAGCAGGAGGCGGCGCGGGCGCAGCUGCAGGCGCUGGUGCGCGGCGGCCACGUGGCGCUGAGCGACGUGGUGGGCGGCAUGGGGCCGCACCUCACCACCGCCGACGGCGCGCUCCGAGCCAGAGGCACGGCGUUGCUAGCGGCGUUGGUGGAGGCCAUGCUCUCGGUGCCACUGCCACCGCCCACACUCGCCACUCUCGCGCGCUACUUCUCCCUCCGCAUGGACACUCCCUCUCCCCUUCCUUCUCCCUCUCUCCCCCACUCCCUCUCCCCCUCACUCCCGCUCCCCCUCCCUCCCGCCCUCCCGUUCGCCUGCCAGGCGGAUUGGCCGUGUGUGAGGGGGGCGCUGGCGGGGGCGGUGGCGCUGCUGCAGAGGGGGGAGGGGGUGGGCGCAGUGGCGGAGGGGGAUGCGGGGAGCAUGGCAGCAGCGGUGGUGCAGGUGCACGUGCAGGCGCUGCCGCAGGCUGACCGCAUGCUCGCCCUGCAAGUGCUGCGCGUCCUCUUGGAGCGCCGCCUCGCAGCGCCCCCCUCUCAAGCACACAAGGGCGCGAGCAAGCGAGGUGAAGGGGGAGGGCAGUGGGCGGGGCUAGCGGCGGGAGUGGUAACGGUGGUGGAUGGGGAGAAGGACCCGCGCUGCCUGCUGCAGGCGCUGCGCGUCGUGGCGCUGCUGGUGGGCGCGCUGCACCGGGAGGGCGGUGGUGCUGCUGUGGGCGGCGUGGCGGAUGACCUUUUUGACGUCGUCUCUGCUUACUUCCCCGUCUCCUUCUCCCCCGUGAGGCUCAUCCCCCUGCCAUCUGCGCAUACAUCUAUGGUGGUCAUUCUGGCUCUUUUGGCGGAUCUGUCUGAUCUGCCUACCAUGCAUGUGGCGCAUGCAGUGUCAGCUGGGGUUGUUGUGGCUGCUUGGUCAACCACAGCAACCCCAUCAUGCCUUCACGUCAGAUAUUUUAUAAUGCCCCGCACUCACCCUCGCCAUCAUGCCAUCAAGCCGUUGUGCCUCUCCCCUUCCCCCCUCCCCUUGCAGCCGCCCAAUGACCCGCGGGGAAUCACGCGAGAGGACCUUGUUCAGGCGCUGCUGGGCGCCUUCCAGAGCACGCCGCUCUUCGCCCCCAUGGCCAUCCCACUGCUCCUCGACAAGCUCUCCUCCUCCUUCGCCACUGCCAAGCUCGACUCCCUGCGUUUCCUCACUGCCUGUGCCACCGCCUGGGCUGCAGGGGACGCGGCACAAGAGGAGUGGGAGCAUGAAGCGGGCGAUGGGAAGCGCGAAGGAGGCAAUGAGCGGCAGAGUGGGGAAGAGAGGAGAGGGGCGAUGAGGCCAGGGGCGGCAGGGUGGGGGGAGAGGGCAGAUGUGACAGUGAUGGCGGAGAGGGAGCGACUGCUGCUGCUCUUCCGCUCGGCUCUGGACCUUGCUGUGGCCGGGGAGGGCGACAGGGCAGAGGGGGGGCAGGGGAGCAACAGCGGGGCGAGGGAGCAGCGCAGCACGGCCCGGUGUGAGCAAGCAGCAGCGCUUGGAGUGGCUGGGCUGGAGUGCCUGGUGUCUUUCCCCCCGCCCUUCUCCCCUCUCUCCCCCGCCCUUCUCUCUCGUGCUGCUGCACUCUUCACACACUCACUCAUCCACCUGCCGCUCCCCCCUGCCCGCCAUGCCACCACCACCAACGUCACUGCCACCACCACCCACUCUUCCACUGCCCACUCCACGGCACUGCAGCACCCCAGCAAGCCCAGUUCCACCGCCCAUGCCCCCCCCAGCACCACCCCAAGAGCGCCCAGCAGCUCGCACCCACUGCAGCCAGGGCUGUUCUCCCCGCCCCGCACGCCCCCUCAGCCCCCCAUUGCCCGCUGCCUGGUGCGCGCCCUCUCUUGUCUUGCCCACGCCGAGGCCGGGUGGGAGGGCGGAGAGAGGGACGAGGGCGGUGAGGAGGGUGUGGAAGAAGGGGGGAGAGCAGGAGAGGAAGGUGGUGGUGGAAGCGGUGAGGGUGAUGGGAGUGGGGAGGAGGAGGACAGCAUGAGUAUGAGGGAGGUGGUGCUGCCGCUGCUGGCAGUAGUGGGGGAGGAGGUGAUGGGGGUGCGCUCUGUGGGGGCAGAGGAUAGAAGAGGUGGGGAAGUGGAGGAGGCAGGGGCGGAGAGGGGGAGCACGGAGGGGGGGGACGCAGGGCGGGUGAUGGUGUGUGGGGAGGCACUGGCAGCGGUGGCGGGGGAGGUGGCAGCAGCACGGCACAUGGUGUUGCCUGCCCUCUCUGGCCUCGCCCUCCGCGCCUGCUCCACGCACCCCAUUCCAAGGCAUCAGCACGAGCCAAUCAUCGCACUGCUUCAGAUCCUCUCCACGCGCAUCCUUCCAUUGUGUGACGACACCUGCCCCUCCGAUUCUGCCUUUCUCUGCGACCACGCCGCGGCUCUCUUCCGUGCUUUCACCCACCGCCCCUCCUCCUCCGCCACCCUCCCCCCCUCCGCGUCGCCCACUCGUGCACCCGCCAGUGAAGCGGCCGUGCUGGCAGCAGCAUGUGCCACACUCACUGCUGCCGCCCACCGCUGCUCCCACCCUCACCACCUCGCCCUCCUCUCCUCCCUCGCCCCUCGCCUGCACCUCCUCACACCCUCCUCUUCUUCUUCCGCCUCCACCCCAUCAUCCAUGCACCCUGCGCCCACACCUGCACCUCUUGCGACUGCCCUUCCCAUGUGCACUGAGGAGCGUGUGAAUCGCCUCACAGCCGCUCUGCUCGUAAGCCUGCGCCCAUCGUUACUCGCUGCAGACGCCACUCACACCACUCAGUCCGCGCUCUCAGCAACUCAGGAAAAAGAUUCCCCAUCACAGAGAGAGCACACGGAGGAAAAGGAGGGCUCCAGUGGUGCAGCAGGCAUAAAUCACAUGUCUCUGCUGCAACGCCUCUUGCGCCACCUCUCCCUCAUUGCCACGUCACCUCUCGUGUCUGCUGAGUCAGCAGAGGCUGCCAUGGUGGCAGUGGCCUCGCUCGUCAAUAAGUGGCCCAAGGAGGGGCGGAAGGUUCCAGGAAGCAGCGCAGUGUGGUCUGUGGAUGAGGCACUGCAGGUAGUACUGGGGGAGGUGUUGGGGGUGGAAGGGGGAGGAGAGGUGGAGGCGGAGGGAGGAGGGGAGGUGAGAGGGAGUGGGUGGGAAGGGCAGGAGGGAGUGAGGCGGGUGCGACUGCUGGCGUGGGUGGGGUGGGCGGUAGCAGCGAGGGGCCAUGCGAGCAUGGCACGGGUGGCUCAUGCGCUCCUGCAGACUGCCAUGGGGGAGAGGGGCACGGUGGAGGGCGAGGAGAGGCUGGAGGGAGAGGAGAGGCUUGAGGGAGGUGCAGGGGAGAAGGGAGAGGAGGGUGAGGGAAGGGAGGGAGGUGCGGAAAGGGGAAGUGAGGCAGCAGUGAGUGCAGUGGGCGUGGUGGCAGUGGAGGGGUUUGGAGUGGUGAUGGGGCAGGGCGCGCAGUGGCUGAUCUCCCAAGCCCAGUGUCUACGAGCAUUCACGCACACCGUCGCCAAUGCCCCGCCUGCUGCGCUGCUCCUCUACGCCCCUCAGGUGCUGCCGCUGCUGCUCUCUGCGCUCGCCUCUCUCUCCCGCCACCGCAUCGACUCUGAUCGCCUGCACUCACUGCUGCUGCUGCUCGCCUCCUUCGCCACCUCGCAAGGCAAAGCGCGGGACCUGUGUGGGCAGCACCUCACCACCAUCGUCACCACCCUCCUCGUCCUCGCCUCCUAUCCCCACUGCAAGGAGGUGCGGGAGACGGCAGUGCAGAGCCUCACAGCACUCGCAGCACUGCCGCACACACAAACCUUCCCUCACCGCACCAAGGUGCUGAGAGCAAUGGACGGCUGUCUGGAUGAUCCCAAGCGCGCAGUGCGCCAUGCGGCUGUCAUGUGCAAAACCACCUGGUGCGUUGCGUCGCAUGACUCGCUGCUUCUUUCUCAGUUGUUCUGUUUUCUGGGCUUCGUGGUCGCUCUCAUGUGCAACGUUUUUGUGUUUCUUCAGUUAUACGGUAGCUUCCCUGAUUGUUCAUGUGCCACGUGUCUUGUUCUGUACAGAACGCGGUGGAUCCGGCGGCGGGGGGCGGCGGGGGCGGCGGCGCUGGAGGCGGAGCUGCUGGACGUGCUAGACGACAAGGGCCACCCCACGGGGGAGGCGCUUCCGCGCGGCGAGGUGCACAGGCGCGGGCUGUGGCACCGCGCGGUGCACACGUGGGUGUUCGCGGAGAAGGGCGCGCAGCUGCUGCUGCAGCGGCGCGCGGCGCACAAGGAGUCGUGGGGCGACAUGUGGGACGUGUCGAGCGCCGGCCACGUCACCACCGGCUGCUCCUCCCUCCUCACCGCCCAGCGCGAGAUGGAGGAGGAGCUGGGCCUGUCGCUGCCGGAGUCCGCAUUCCAGUGGCUCUUCCAAGACACCUUCCAAUCGGUGCUAAAGGGGGGCACGUACAUAAACAACGAGUUCAGUGACGUCUACCUCAUCACACUGCCAGAGCCCCUCCCCCUCUCCGCCUUUACACUGCAGGAGUCAGAGGUAGCGGAGGUGAAGUGGGUGCCAUGGCGGGACUACGAGGCCUCUCUGCGCGCCAGGGACCCACACUAUGUGCCCUUUGAUGUCGAACGCCUGGCCAUGGCUUCCGCCAAUUGCACUGUCGCCGCCUCAUCCCUGCACCUCUCCUGCUCCGCUCGUCAAUCCGCGCUCACAUCUCUCGCGUCCCCCGCGCCCUCCGCGCUCCCCGCGGCCCUCGCCGCCCUCUCCUCCCUCGCCGCGUCUCGCCGAACUGCUUCUCUGCCCGUCCCUGCUCGCGCGGCGCCGCGACAACACCGUCCUUCGCGCGCCCGUCGGGCUGUACGCGUUAUGGCGAGUCAAAGCGAGAGGCGCGCGCUCAUCUCUGUCUCCGAUAAGACGGGACUCGAUACGCUCGCCAAGGGGUUGCUGGAUCUCGGCUUCACGCUGGUGUCGACGGGCGGCACGGCGAAAGCCAUUGAGGAGGCGGGGCUGCCCGUGACGACCGUGGAUCAGAUCACCAACUUUCCCGAAAUGCUGGACGGGCGGGUGAAGACACUACACCCAGCGGUGCACGGGGGCAUUCUGGCUCGGCGCGCCCUGCCCGCGCACAUGGACGCCCUCGCUGCCCACAACAUCGGUCCCAUAGACGUGGUGGCGGUGAAUCUGUACCCGUUUGUGGCGACGGUGACGGCGCAGGGCGGGGCGUCAUUCGAGAAGGGCAUUGAGAACAUCGACAUUGGCGGACCCACCAUGAUCCGCGCCGCUGCCAAGAACCACGAGCACGUGUGGGUGGUGGUGGACCCCGCUGACUACCCCUCGCUGCUGGCCGCGCUCAAGGGGGACAAGCCCGAGGGGGAGGGGGGCGAGGGCGAGGAGGCGUUGAGGCGGCGGCUGGCGUGGAAGGCGUUUCAACACACCGCGUCGUACGAUGCUGCCGUGUCUGAGUGGCUGUGGCCGCACGCGCAGCCCAAGACUGAUGAGUUCGCCCCACCACCGGCCCUGGCAGUGCCGCUGACCCUGUCCGCAGUGCUGCGGUACGGCGAGAACCCCCACCAGCGUGCCGCCUUCUACGCCGAUGAGUCGCUGGGGGAGUGCGGCAAGGGGGGCAUUGGCACUGCUGUGCAGCACCACGGCAAGGAGAUGUCAUACAACAACUAUCUAGACGCGGAUGCAGCGUGGCAGUGCGUGUGGGAGAUGCCCAACGCGGCCUGUGUGGUCGUCAAGCACACCAACCCCUGCGGCGCCGCCACCGUCACGCUCCCCCCCUCCGCCUCCCCUGAAGACCAAGAAGCAGCCCUCCUGGAGGCCUACCGUGCCGCCGUCCGUGCCGACCCCGUGAGUGCCUUCGGCGGCAUCGUGGCCUUCAACCGCCCCAUCACCGCUGCGCUAGCCCGUGAACUUCGGGAGUUUCGCUCCCCCACGGACGGCGAGACGCGCAUGUUCUAUGAGAUAGUGGUGGCUCCAGGGUACACAGAGGAAGGGCUUGCGGUGCUGAAGGGGAAGAGCAAGGCGCUGCGCAUUCUGGAGGCGCAGGCGAGCAGCAAGGGGCGGCGGUCGCUGCGGCAGGUGGGGGGUGGGUGGCUGCUGCAGGACUCGGAUGACCUGGAUGCUGAUGACCUCACGCUCACUGUCGUCACUAAGAAGCAGCCCAGUGAGGCUGAUUUGGAGAACGCACGGUUUGCGUGGCGGGUGGUGAAGCACGUCAAGAGCAACGCCAUCACCAUCGCCAAGGACGGGCGGCUGCUGGGUAUGGGGAGCGGGCAGCCCAACAGGGUGAAGAGUGGGCAGAUCGCGCUGGAGAAGGCGGGCGACGAGGCCAAGGGCGCUGCUGCCGCCAGCGAUGCCUUCUUCCCCUUCGCAUGGGGAGAUGCAGUGGAGGCGGCGUGCAAGGCGGGGGUGUCGGUGAUAAUCCAGCCAGGCGGCAGUGUGCGGGACCAGGACGCCAUCGACUGCUGUGACAAGUAUGGUGUCGCCAUGGUCUUCACCAACGUGCGCCACUUCCGCCACUAG